Messenger RNA from Danio rerio (zebrafish), 1122 nucleotides. RefSeq names its product zgc:92664. Lineage: Eukaryota; Metazoa; Chordata; Actinopteri; Cypriniformes; Danionidae. The record is from RefSeq and is marked predicted.
ACAAUUAUGCUACCAGCUUAGUCAAAGAACACGUUUUAUUGUUGUUCCAAAAUGUAAAUAUUUGAGGAAUAAGUAUCGCUGCCGAUUUAUAUCAGCCGUUGCUGUCCACGUUAGCUUGAAGUGUCCUAGCUUUUUCUAAAACGCAGUCCUUAUUACUUGGUUGCAAAUCAAAACAAUGACUUCGGCCUCUACAAAGGUCGGCGAGAUCUUUUCUGCAGCUGGAGCUGCUUUCACAAAGUUGGGAGAGCUGACCAUGCAGCUGCAUCCAGUAGCAGAUACUACUCCAGCAGGGGCCCAAAUGACAACAGCAGUCAAGAGGAAGUUGUAUGAUGACAGUGGAGCCCCUCUAUCCACCAAUUCACCAAAGAAGAGCACCAAAAAGGUGCCGGUUUCAAUGGCUCCACCAGCCCCACCAAAAGUCAUUGCUGUGCCAACAUCUCAAGUUGUUGUGACUGCAGGCUUACAGCGGGCAAGCACAGGUCCAUCUAGCAUUAAGUCAUCAAAAACGGCAGACGUCACUCUCAGUGCACUGAAUGACUCUGAUGCCAACAGUGAUUUGGUAGAUAUUGAAGGCUUGGGUGAUAGUUCAUCAUCUAAAAAGCUUAAUUUUGACCAAGAUAGUCUAAACCUUGACUCAAGUCUCAUCAUGAAUUCCAGUGACUUGCCGUUGUUAUCCCGUUGAAAUCAUCUGCAACAUACAAUCCGAAAAAGAAGCUUAUCAUGUCACUUCAAGAAAUCUGUUUUUUUAUGGAGGAAGAACUUUUUAAAGCGAAAGACUCAUUAAAAAUAGUGAAUUGUGAAGGUAUGGAUGGAUGUCUCAUCAAUGUAGCACAAAGUUUUUAAAGCUAGCAAACAUCGCUAAAUACAUAUUGCUAUGCUGGGUCCAAAAUGUCGGAUUUUAAAAUAUGUUACUGUAAAACAAUUACUGUGUAUAUAUUUUACAAUCAUUACUCAUUAAUCAAUUAUGUCCAGUACUUUGUUUUUGGGGAAAAUGUGGAAAGUGUAGGGAAAAGAUUUUACAUUUUUGUUGAGUAUAUAAAAGCUUUGUUUGGUAAACUGUUAAAAAUGCACACAAUCUCUUUCAUGUUUUCCUAAGUGAAUAAAAAAUUUUGUAAUACCUUG